Messenger RNA from Pocillopora meandrina, 376 nucleotides. NCBI's taxonomy places the organism in Eukaryota, Metazoa, Cnidaria, Anthozoa, Scleractinia, Pocilloporidae. The record is from the annotation of a GenBank genome assembly.
AUGUAUUUGUGUGCUCGUCGUGUUUGUUCAUUCUUUAUUGUAAAUAAUUUCCAUAGGAGAUUGUGUAGAUUUGGGCCUUGGAAUGGAAGAUGGAGAAAUUCCAAAUGAUAAAGUAACUGCUUCUUCUGAACAAAGCGCCAACACACCAGCCACGAAUGGUCGACUGAAAUACACAUCAGGAUCAUCAUGGUGUGCAGGAACAGGUGAUACUAACCCAUAUCUACAGAUUGAUCUACAGACACUUCAUAUCAUCUGUGCUGUGUCCACCCAAGGGAAUUCUCAAGCAGAUCAGUGGGUGAAGGACUACAAACUACAAUUAUCCACAGAUGGGACAACUUGGACAGACUACAAGGAAGCUGGACAAGUUAAGGUAUAG